Molecule: messenger RNA, 793 nt
Organism: Sinocyclocheilus anshuiensis
Lineage: Eukaryota; Metazoa; Chordata; Actinopteri; Cypriniformes; Cyprinidae
Exons: 7
Coding region: 94-732 (212 amino acids)
Source: RefSeq, a predicted model, not a curated record
AAAACCCAACAACAGGGCGUCUUUAGGGGAUCUUGGCCACAAUACAAUAUAGCUAUUGUUUUGAACGUAUACAUUGAAGACCAGCAGAAGAAAAUGACCAGCGAACCUGAGGAGGCAGAGGUUUCGGGCGUUGUUUCAGCGGUUGCUGCCGCACAGAGCACGGGCGAGGCGGGAACGUUAUUGGAAGUUACUUUCCAGAGGAACCCCCGUCAAAAAUACAAAUACCUGGAGGCAGAACCCAAGAUUUUAGGGGUGACCGAGAUCGCGCUGACUGUCUUCUUCGUUGUUGGCAGAAUUCCGUUUUAUAUAGGAAUAUCCGGAUUGAUUUUAAACAGCUUAAUGCUGGCAUUUUCAUGUGUUGGCAUAAUUUCUGGCGCUGUAGCAGUAGCAGCGCAGAAUCUUCACCUGCGGACACUCAAGGCUUGUUUGGGAAUGCAGGUGGUCACAUGUGUGGCAUAUACUUUCUGUCUUAUGGGAACAUCUGUUGAGCUAGAUCCACACCUUAUUGGCUGCUGGCAUCAUAAUGACAGCGAGAUAACACAUGAAAAUGACACAUGUAUACAAUUAGAGAAGGGAUUUGAUCUACUGUAUUCAUUAGAUGAGCUCACGGAGGUGACUCAGAUUGUCCUCUCUGUCACACUAGCUGCAUACUGCUGCAAGGUGAUUCCUUGCUGCACUCCCAGAUCUCAUGUGCCUGUCAUCGUUAUGACGCCACCCACAACUCCGCAAUGAAAGUGAGAGUGUGUGCAUCUAAAAAGACUAAUAUUACUAAUAAAUCUCAAUCUUAGAACAC